CACCAACACAGCAUCGUCUGCAUGACAUCUUCGUGAUUCCUUGCCGAGAAUGCCCUUGGUCACGUACUCGGACUCCGACGAGGAUCAAGAAUCCAGCGAGCCCGCCGCGGGUGUUCAGCGGGCCAACGUGACGGCGCCCAAACGCAAGCGCUCCGCGUCUCCGCCGACGGAGCUUCCGCCGCUGCCGACGUCCUUCCACGACCUGUACGCGACCAACGUCCGCACCGGCGUCAGCGACGAUCCGUCUCUGCACAACGGACGCAAACGACAGAUUCCGCACCUGGAAGGAAAUUGGCCCACGCACGUGUACCUCGAGUGGCACCCCGGCCGGGACGCGGUUCGGCUCCUUCAAGGCAUCGUCGACCGCGCGACGGACGCUUCGUCGACGGUGCACACCUUGCUCCAGAGCGACCUUGGAGCGCCUCUCCCGCUGCACGUCUCGCUGUCGCGCUCGCUGGCCCUGCACACCGACCAGCGCGAGGCGUUCCUGUCGCGCGUGCGCGGCCACGUCGCCGCCGCCGCCGUGCGCGCGUUCGACGUCCGCUUCACCAAGGUCGCCUGGUACCCGAACCACGAGCGCAACCGCUGGUUUUUGUCGCUUGGCGUGCGGCGACCCGGGGCGGAUGAGCUGAACAGGCUGCUCGGGGCGUGCAACGACGCCUGCCGCGAGAUGAGGCAGCCGGAGCUGUACGUGCCGCCACGAGACGAGCCCGAGAACGCCCAGCAAGGUCGGAGCUGGAGGCAAGAGGCUUCGAGGCCUCGUCGCCGCGUCGACGUGCCGGACUGUUCCGAGGCGUUCCACGUCAGUCUCGCCUGGAGCCUCGAGCCGCAGCGCCUGGCCGGUGGUUUGCAGGAGAUAUCGCCCGACGAAUUGGCAGACCUUUCGACGCAUUUUGACUGCGUCAAGGUCAAGAUUGGCAACACCGUGUCAUCACUACCUCUGCACGCGACCAAAGUCUCCUCGUCACAAAAGUGGCUCUUAACGUGAGCCGAUGGUUCGAUUGCACGACUUCAGAUCAUUUUGAGAAGCGAUCUCUUGAUUGUUGUGCCCCCCGGUAACGCCAAGGGGGCAGCUAUCUACCAAGACCAGAGGAAGAAAAGGAAGGGAGAAAAAAAAGGGUUCUUUGCAAUUGCGUGCUGAGCAGAAAGUUCAUCCAUCGUUCUGUUGCAAAAGUUGACAUAACCGUUAUCCCAUAAACUCGUUGCCAUUCUCGCUUCUUCCGCCUUCAAAAGAAGAUAAAAAACUCCACGCCAUCUGCUUACCGAGUCGAAGAUCCGGUCUUUGCGUAUUCGCGAUGUGUGGAAAAGCCUCUCGAUAAUCAGAUGGCGGUCCAAAUCGCUUUGUCCUCGUGGAGUUUUCGAAAGCAGACGUCGUGAACACUACGUUGCAGUGGAGUGCUGAGGCAUCUACGUUGUACAGUGGUCACUGCAUGUUUAAAUCUCUUUAGAGUUGUCGCCUAGAUGCGUCAGUACAUUCGACAAUGCAGG
Messenger RNA from Verruconis gallopava, 1488 nucleotides. RefSeq lists its product as uncharacterized. The coding region runs from base 50 to 988 and encodes 312 amino acids. The record is from RefSeq and is a predicted model, not a curated record. Gene Ontology annotation, cellular component: nucleus. NCBI's taxonomy places the organism in Eukaryota, Fungi, Ascomycota, Dothideomycetes, Venturiales, Sympoventuriaceae. Gene Ontology annotation, molecular function: 3'-5'-RNA exonuclease activity. The transcript has a single exon. Gene Ontology annotation, biological process: U6 snRNA 3'-end processing.